This is a messenger RNA of Oryza brachyantha (malo sina), 1784 nucleotides long. RefSeq names its product serine carboxypeptidase-like 51. The record is from RefSeq and is a predicted model, not a curated record. The transcript has 12 exons. NCBI's taxonomy places the organism in Eukaryota, Viridiplantae, Streptophyta, Magnoliopsida, Poales, Poaceae. Gene Ontology annotation, biological process: proteolysis. The coding region runs from base 131 to 1486 and encodes 451 amino acids. Gene Ontology annotation, molecular function: serine-type carboxypeptidase activity.
AGGUCAGUCGUCGCCUGCACUGCAACUACUAAUAUCAAGUGCUCUCGCUCGCUGAUCACGAGCUGGAGGCAGAGGCUGCCUCUCGUAUCCCUGUCACAAGCUAAGAGAUCCAGUCCCACCAAACACUGCCAUGGAGUCCGUACUCCUCGCCUUCCUCUUGCUGCUCGUCUACUGCACCACCGCUCUCCCGUCCGCCGCCGCCGCCGGCACGCCGGACGGCUCUGAGGAGUGGGGCUAUGUCCAAGUCCGCCCGAAGGCGCACAUGUUCUGGUGGCUGUACCGGAGCCCGCAUCGCGUGAACAACGGCAGCACGCCAUGGCCGACAGUGCUCUGGCUGCAGGGAGGCCCGGGUGCGUCUGGCGUCGGGUAUGGCAACUUCAUGGAGAUCGGGCCGCUGGAUACGGACCUCAAACCCCGAGCCUCCACCUGGCUCGCCAAGGCUGACCUACUCUUCGUCGACAACCCAGUGGGCACGGGGUUCAGCUACGUGGAGGGCGGCGGGCUGCUGGCGCGCACGGACGCCGAGGCGGCGCGCGACCUCACCACGCUGCUCUGCCACCUCAACGCGCGGCUGCAGGGGAGGCCGCUCUACAUCGUCGCCGAGUCCUACGGCGGCAAGUUCGCCGUCACCACCGCCCUGGCCGCCCUCAACGCCAUUCACGCCGGCCGCCUCGCCGCCAACCUCGCAGGAGUUGCGCUUGGCAAUAGCUGGAUUUCGCCCGUCGAUUCUGUGCUGUCGUGGGGGCCGUUGCUGUACCAGGUGUCCCGCGUCGACGAGAACGGCCUCGCCCUCUGCGACAGGGUGGCGAAGCAGAUUAGUGUGCAGGUGAAGAGUAUGCAGUUCCUUGAGGCGGAGAGCUCGUGGCAGGGCCUCGAGAACCUCCUCCUCCAGGAAUCCAACUCUGUCGAUUUCUACAAUUUCCUCAAGGACGACUCGUCGGAGGAUGCUUUGGCGAUGAAGAAGCAGAGGUCAACGCUGGCGUCGGUGGGGCGGUCGAGGCGGCGUUACUCCAGCUACCUGAGCUCCAAGGCAGGCGGCUUCCACUUCCAGGGCCUCAUGAACACCAUCAUCAGGGACAAGCUCCGGAUCAUUCCCCAAAACCUCACAUGGAGAGAGCAGUCAGACGAUGUGUUCGAGGCUCUUGCAGGAGACUUCAUGAUACCCAGAAUUCACGAGGUCGACCAGCUCCUCAACCUAGGCAUCAACGUCACAAUCUACAGCGGACAGCUUGAUCUGAUCUGUGCGACCAAGGGAACACUGGAUUGGGUUCAGAAACUCAAGUGGGAUGGUCUGAAGAACUUCACAAGCUCACCCAGAGUGCCACUCUAUUGCAAUGGCGGUGAAGCUGCUGGCACCCAAGCCUUCCUAAAAUCUUACAAGAACCUCAAAUUCUACUGGAUACUAGGAGCUGGGCACAUGGUACCAAUAGACAACCCUUGCCCUGCAUUGAAGAUGCUUGCUGACAUUACACAAUCUCCUGCAUAGUAGAAAGAGGAUGGCAUUACAUGCUGACACCCACUGAAGAUUCUUUUUCAACUUAAUUCUACUUUCACUUUUUUUACAGAAAAGAAAAAGGAUAUCAUAGCAUUGAUGAGACAAGAAAAGAGUGAUAUAAAUAGAGAGAGAGAUCUGUUUCACUUUGAAUGCCAUAUUCUCUGUUUCACUUAUAAUGCCAUAUUCUUUAUAUUAUAGUACUUGUGCAGCUGAUUUUUCGGUGACAGGGUACAAUCAAAAAUCAAAAUUCAUUGUAAGAGGUUGCAUAGCGCAGCAGUUUCCUGAGCCA